Diplodia corticola is the source of this 3156-nucleotide messenger RNA. Its product is annotated as peptidoglycan-binding protein. The record is from RefSeq and is a predicted model, not a curated record. NCBI's taxonomy places the organism in Eukaryota, Fungi, Ascomycota, Dothideomycetes, Botryosphaeriales, Botryosphaeriaceae. The transcript has 5 exons. The coding region runs from base 1 to 3156 and encodes 1051 amino acids.
AUGCAGCCGAAAAUUCGAUCCAAGGGACGCCCCGAUCGGGUCACGGUCGCCCAGAAACGGUCCGCCGCGUCAAGCUAUCAGACCGUGGCAAGAGAGCAAUGGCCCGACUUCUUCAGUGCCGGAAAAAUCUUCCGCAUCAAGAUAUCCGAUGGGACACUUCGUGUCUAUGUCAUCGUCGAGCCCGGAGAGCGGUCUUCCACGUGCCUGAUGAUCAAGACUUACUCCGGCCAGGCAACGACUCGGCCUGAUGUUCGGGACAGACAGAAUGAGCACGCCGUCAUCUAUACCAUGGCACAGCCGCCAAAGCCCCUUCGCGGAGAAGACAAACUCCGUCGGCCUAUUGGUGCGAGAGCGGAGAGACAGGCACAACCCUUUUCGACAAAGACACGCCUCAACUACGGGCAGGAGUGUGAUGUGCCACAUACGGAGCCUGUGUGUCCGCUGGGACAAGUCCUUGAGCGCGAUCUUUCUACCCUCGUGGCCGACUAUCUCAAGGUUCAAAGGCUCAAAGAACGCAGAGUCAUCUCCCUCGCAUCCCUACCAAGCUUCACGCCGCCGGCGAGCCUAUCGCACGAUGACUCGACGGGCGCCAUGGCAAACGGCCCCCAGAUCAACUUGUUGCCGGGCCCUGAGGGAGAAGCAGACAAUGCCCUACAAUUAUUGGACCAGCACGAUGGCACCCCUGAAGCCCUCGACUGCCCUUCCGCAGGUGAAACUGACCAGAAUGGCACCACCCAGAACAUCGGCCAACUGGAGGAACCAUGUGACGCAGUCGACAUCAUCGACAGCCUUCCUUUCGACAAUUUGAAGCUGGAUGAUCCGGAGGGACAGGCCGAGCCAGCCGAACGACAUGGGCCUCCCCUCUCGGAAUCGAACGGGAAUGAGGGAGAUUCUGGACUUCACAUCUUGCCCUUGGAGGAUCCCGCUGAUACUCAACAAGAAGAGAUUUCAGUAAUCAAUGGAGUUGACAUCGCCGAAAUCCCUACCAUUAUUGUGGAGGGCCCUGCUGAGCCUCGACAGCAAGGCAGUCCGGUAACCAACGAAACCGAGCUCGCUGAAACCGAAUUUCCGGCCAUCAGAGAAGACCCCGACGUUCCUAUCAUCGAGGACAGACAUCCCCUUGACUCUGGGGCUGAUCUUUGUCUGGACGAUGGGCGCAUUUCCACUUCGGAUAUUCCCGGCACGGAAGACACUGAUGGUGCUGUAAGCCACCAUCAUGGGUCUUCGAGCUCGUCACCGGGUACCUGCGAAGGGGAUGGCAACCUUGACGAGCCCGUCGAGCAGAUUGACUCUACUCAGGGUGAAGCAGGAAAAGUUACCGAUUGCACAUAUCGUAUUCUGGAUGAGGCUGAAGACCCCGAGCCUCCAGAGCCCUCAGAGCAAACAUCGUUACAAAAUCCUCUAAACUAUGGACCAGACCCAGAGCCUUUGGAUACAGGUCCUGAGACUGCCGUCGAAUCCCCAUACAGCAUCGAACCCCAGCCAACUCCGUCAGUCUCCUUUGAUUGGUGGGGUGAUUGGUUCCAGCUCGCUCCUUAUGAGAUCAAAGCAAGUGUGUGCAGUUAUGACACGACGCCAGAAUGCUGUGGCUCCACUCAUACCACUACCACCGAGGAUAAAUCGGAGAGAUCAUUAUCACCUGAGGUAGCCGACCUCAACGAAUCACCCGGACUUACAGCUUCACACCAUACAUCCGCGACGGGCUUGGAUACAAACGCAGCAAGUGAGACUUGCGAGGAGACGCACGAAAAUGAGCCUACAGUAUGUGGCGAUCUGCCUCCAACGGCAUCUCAGGACACGAGUGCAGAGUUACCUUUGCCGGCGAGCAACGAACAGUGUCUGAACGCGCUCAACCCUGUUGAGUCGUCGCCCAUAGCACCUCAACCAUCACUUCCAUCAGCUCCAAUCUCGCCUUUAUCAACAGCAUCACACUCAAUCUUAAACUUACCGCCAUCCCCGGCCCCGUCUCCGAAAUUGUCUCCUAUCCCAACACCUCCACGAUCAUGCCCCCCCGAGCCCGAUCCGGUGCCCCCACGUCGACGCACGCAACGUGUUAGAUUCCAGGAAGACGAACAAGGUAGCUACACUCCACAAUCCAGGCAGAGCUCCCCUCGGCGACAGCCAAGGUACCCAUUUCCGCCUCCGCAACAGUACUACGCUCCCGCACAACCCGCCUUUGCCAUGCCGGGGACUUUCUCCGACGCACCGGGGCCAUCGAUGCACGGCGGCUACUGGUCAAGUCACGGCAUAUACCAACAAGCGCCGCCGUUCUAUCCAGCAGCGCCUCAUCCAGCCUACCUCGCCCACCAAGGGCCCACGCCCAACUCGUACGCAUCAAAUUCGUACCACUCGACAUACUCGACCCGCUGCGACCACUAUCGUCAGCAGCAGCAUCAGCAGCAGCAGCAGCAGAAGCAGCAGCACGACCACCACCUUGCAGUCGAGCAGCAUCGCCCAGCAAGUCCAGGGCCGAGCGAAGUGACCGACUCGUCCUCAUCCUCGGCUGCCGAAUUGGAGAAGGGAGUCUACUUCUACAGCGCCGGCGGCGGCGGCGGCCGUCGCGGGGACAAAAAGACGCUGCUCUACGCCCUCCUCGACGUGAGCGCCGACUGCAACUUCAUUCGACUCGACCAAGCGCUAGAAGCGGGGCUCGAGCUACGGCCGUGCACGCACCUCAGCUUCUGGGCAGGCGAGGGAUCGUCGGUGGUGGUGCGGCCAAAGUACAUUGCCAGCGGCGCCCGGUGGCGCUUUGUCGAUAACAGGGGUGGUGGCGGUGGUGGUGCUAUCAUCUGGACGGACGAGUUCGUCGUGCUCGAACACAUGCCCCGCCACGAUGUCAUCUUUGGCAAGCAGAUCAUCGUCAAGCGCGCCUCUUUGCUGUCGGACGAGACGUUGUGCGUGCUGGGACUGGAGGCGUUGACGCCGACGAAAGAGGAACGGAAAAUAAAAGAAGACGAGGAAAGACGAAAACGGCUAAGCAACCAAGAAAGAAUCAAGCAACAACAUCUAGAGACUCGUCAACAAAUCAUAGAAAAGAGGCAGAGGAAGAAACUCAUGCAGCCGAGGCCGGAAUCGAACAAGGAGCCGGAAGACGACGAAUGGUAUGACUGUGACGAAGAUUCGAGUGUUGUUGCUACGGUGGGGAGCCGGCCAUGA